This is a messenger RNA of Penicillium manginii, 2217 nucleotides long. RefSeq lists its product as uncharacterized. The transcript has 2 exons. Lineage: Eukaryota; Fungi; Ascomycota; Eurotiomycetes; Eurotiales; Aspergillaceae. Bases 1 to 2217 code for a protein of 738 amino acids. The record is from RefSeq and is a predicted model, not a curated record.
AUGGAGCGAUUGGCAUCGGUGAGCCAGGAGAUCGCCAAGGCGUGCGGGCAUUUAGUACGCAUUGAUGUGGUCCGUACGAUGAAGGACGAGAGUCCACAUAAGCCAUUAUUGGCAUAUUUAGAUGCCACCGCCAUUCAAAAGCAUGUGGCACCGUGGCAGCAGAUUAUGAUGUUUUUUGCACGAACCCAGAUUGAACAUGAUUGGGAAUCACCCAAGUAUUCAUUUACCCCCCGACAGCAGCAGUUAUGGGAUGCCGUGUGGCGCCAUGCCCAGGCCCAGGCCAGUUGUCCCGACCCCGAGGAUGAUGAGCCCGAGCCAUUCGAGAUUCGUCCCAUCGAGCAUGCAUUAUUAACGUUUUGCAUCGAUUUAUUACGCCAGAAGAUCCGCAACGAUGAAUAUGGAUGUGCCAUGAUUUGUGCCACCGCCGUGAUUGGAUGCGGGCAGUUUGGUUGGGCCACGCCCGAGAAUUUCCCCCCCCGGAUAUCCAGUUUGAUCAAGAUCGCGCGGUUUUUUAUUUUGCACAAAGCAUUGCGGUUAGACCCCCGGUCAUCGGAGAUCCGUCGUGGGUUCGCCGGGCAGCAGAACCCGCCAUGGUUUGAAGGUGAUAUGAUCGGCAUCGAUGAGGCAUAUGCCCACGAUGAUGAAGGAUAUGGCAGUGCCCCCCCAUCCCCGGUGGCCAUGCGUAGUUCCCCCCCCACCAGCGAUGACAUAUUAGGAGCAUUGACACAGGAGCAGCGCCAGCAUCCCGACCGAACGUUCCCCGAAUGGGUCACAUAUUUGGUGGAUUUAUUCAUGGUUCGUGGGACCAAUGGCCCCGUCCAGUGGUGGUUAGAUUUACGUACGUACGGACGGACGAUAUUUAUGAAUACCCCCAGCGAGGGUCAUAUCGGGUGGAAGUCCGGAGAUGAAUUGUUGUACAAACAGAUCCAUUUUACCAUGGGCCAUUUCCGCGGAUUUGUGCAUGGGUUGGUUGGCCGGUUACGGCAGCAGUUGGUCCACGAGUUGAUGUUUUGCACCGAUCACCCGCCCCCAGCCAUCCCGUGGGAUCAUUUGUACGAUGAUGCCACGCAGAGUGCCACCGGAUGGAGUUUUUUACAGGAUUUACGUACAUCGUGGCCGGUCCAGGGUCCGACGUGGUUCAUGGAGCGUAUCCGCCACGAGCCCCGAUUACAGCGUCAGUUUGUACAGUCCCACGGGGCCGGGUUCCGGAUGCCCGCCAUCGAUCGGUUUUUUCGAGUGGUGAGCCAGUUCCGUGAGCGGUUAAGCGUGGCCGUCCAUGUUUGUGCCGGUCAACCCAGCCGGGGUCCCGAGUUAAUGAGCAUCCGGCAUCGUAACAGUGAGCGAGAGCGCCGCAAUAUAUUCAUUGAGGAUGGCAUGGUCACAUUUGUCAGUCGAUACCAUAAGGGGUUCCAUGUGGCCAAUGAUACCAAGGUGAUUUUCCGAUAUUUACCCCGGGAGAUUGGUGAGUUGGUCAUAUGGUAUUUAUGGUUAGUAUUGCCAUUUGUGGAGCAGAUGCAGUCAUAUCAGCGGCAUAUACGGGGCGAAGCCGCCACCAUCGGUCGACGGGCCGAGUAUGUAUGGUCCCCGGAUCCCGAUCGGCAGACCGAGUGGAGUAGCGUCCGGUUACGGGAGGUAUUGAAGCGCGAGACCGCGAUUGGAUUGGAUGGGCAGAAGUUGGGAUUACAGGCAUACCGUGACAUCGCCAUCGCCAUCAGCCGGCGGUAUUUACGCCCCAGCAGUCAGUUCCAGGCCAACACCGAGGAGGAGGCCCCCGACAUUGACGACGAGACAUCCAUGGAUGAUGAUGGGAUCCGAGCAUUCAUUGCGGAUAUCCAGGCCGCGCAUUCCGCCAGCAUUGCCGGGACGCAAUAUGGCCGGAUGAUGAUGGAGAAUCCCAACACCACGGCCCGGCACCGCGAGUUAUUCCGCCAGGUGAGCCAGGAUUGGCAUUAUUUUUUAGGAUUCGAGUCCACCCGUAUCGAACAUGACCGCCGGGCCCCCGGCACCAAGCGUAAGCCCAACCCAUGGGAAGUCGAAACGGCCGAGGCCCGUACGCAGCGUCGAUAUGAUUUACACCAGACCAACAUAGACGAGGCAUUCCAGCACAUGAUGGGGAGCAACACCGUAGCAUUGCGGGGGCAACAGGGUCCCGUAUUACAAGCCAUCAAGCAUGGGGUAAGCCCCAUUGUGGCGGUCAUGCCCACCGGGGGGAGGUAA